This is a messenger RNA of Letharia columbiana, 1197 nucleotides long. RefSeq lists its product as uncharacterized. Bases 1 to 1197 code for a protein of 398 amino acids. NCBI's taxonomy places the organism in Eukaryota, Fungi, Ascomycota, Lecanoromycetes, Lecanorales, Parmeliaceae. The transcript has 3 exons. The record is from RefSeq and is a predicted model, not a curated record.
AUGAUACAAUCUCCAGGCCAAUCAGUUGGUGUGACGACCUUCUUGACCGUGCUGGCCUUGCUAGCUAUCGUGCUGCGUUUCUGUGCCAGGCGUUUGAAGAAGGUGGGGCUUGGCUGGGAUGAUUACACAAUUGUGUUAGCCAUGCUUUUCACCAUCGCUUCCGCUGUAUGCAUUUAUGUUGGAGCUGUAGACGGAGACCUUGCAAGACACGUGGAACUGGACGCACAAGGCAACGCAGUCUGGACUCAUCGCGACGUAGUGUUCUUGGAAAUCAACUUUGCGCAGCAGCUGAGUACCACGUUGACUUUCGGCCUGACGAAAUUAUCGGUGCUGCUGUUCUACAAACGAGUCUUUCGAGGCGAUACCUUCAAUACGGCGGUGUGGACAAUGAUCAGUAUGAUUGGAGUCUGGUCCGUUGCCUUCUUCUUUGCGAACUUACUUCAAUGCUAUCCAAUAUGGUAUAAUUGGGAGGCCUCCGGAGCCCAGGCUAAUUCAUGCAUUCAAACGAACACGAUGUACCUAGCACAGGCGUGGACGGACGUGCUCACUGAUAUAAUCAUUCUUUCACUGCCGAUCCCUUGCAUCUGGGCACUCCAAAUGCCGGCAAGGCACAAAAUCGGUGUCACCGCUAUCUUCCUUCUUGGGCUUCUGACGGUGCUUUCCGGGAUUGCAAAGCUCAUUGUCUUCUACCACAUCAUAGCCUUGGCCGACGGAGGAGACUUCGACAUAACAUGGUACGAGACACCAGCUGUGGUUUGGACGUUUGUGGAGUCGGCUCUUGGUAUUGUGGGCGCAUGCUUGCCUCUAUUGCGACCACUUUUCACAGGAACGUCCACGAGAGGCUUCAUGCGAAAUCUGCGCAGCGUUGCCAUCCGAACCAUCACUGGUGCCGAGGAACCAAAAUCACCGGAAGGCUCCACGACCGCAGUGGGAAGUGGCUCCGGUUCGUCGGGUAAGAAGUCAGGAAAAACAGCCGUGGAGAGUGGCUCGAAUUCAUUGGGGGUGCAAUCUGGUUCAGAGAAUACAGACACCUUGAAGUCCUGGGAUGAAAAGGAUUACGAUUAUAACUCUCACUGCGCUCUGAACACUCACGGGCAUUUGGACCAGAAGAAGGUGACGGCAGACAAGAUUGGUAGCUCUGUUGACAUCGGCGAGAGAGGUAGCUCGGGGGAGCGUCAUGGAGAUGAGAAUGUGUGA